UUUAAAGACCACCUAAGCAGUUCCCAAAGCCAUCAACUCAACUUACAAACUUUGCAUUUUGUAUUUAUGAGUAUGAACCACCAAAUCAAUUACUUUUAAACACACUCUCCACAGUACCACCACCCAAUGGAUCACCCUAAAAACCCAAAUUUUCCUCCAAAUUUUAGCUUUUGAAAACAAAAAUCCCAUCACACAUUCCUUAAAAUCAAAUUUAAAGAAAAAAAAAACAUGUCUUCUUAUGGGGUCACCUUCCCUCUCUUGCUGUUCUUGCUGCUUAAUGUCAUCACUUACAGUGAAGCAACUACAAAAGUAUCCCAAGUAAAUGGGUCUGAAAUUACUCAUCAAAUGAUGCCAUUAAUGGAGGGAGAGAAGGUUUUGGACACAAGGCUUAUGUUUAAUGAGAGCAGGAGAAAAUUGGGGAGUUUUCAGAUAUGUGCACUCUGCACUUGCUGUGGUGGUGCUAAAGGUCUUUGCUUGCCUUCUCCUUGUUGUUAUGCCAUCAAUUGCAACAUUCCAAACAGACCCUUUGGUUUCUGUUCAUUCACUCCCAAAACUUGUAAUUGUUUUGGUUGCCAUUAUUAGUUCUUAAUUUGUUUUUUGGUUAAAGUUUGAUUCUUGGAGGUGGUCAGUCAGUCAGUCAAGUUAGCUUCUUGAUUCUGUUGAGAGUGUGAAUGGGAAGAACUAAGAAGAAUAUAUGUUCUUCAUUUGUUUGUUUAUAAUUCUAUUAUUUUAUUAAGAAUCUGAAUUAGGGUUGAGUUAAGAGUUAAGAGUUGAUUUGCUAUUUCCAAAGGGAAAAAAAAGCAAAGGUUUUGCUAUUUCCAGUGGGAAUUGUGUAUAAUUUUUUUAUGGAAAUAGCAUUGCCUUAAGAAUUAAGAUAGUGGCAAAUGCUAGGAUUAGCAUUAUUUAGUGUAUUUGAGAGAAACAUUUGUUCUUUGUUUAUUAAGCUAUUGCUGGUGUUUGUGAUAA
This is a messenger RNA of Mercurialis annua (annual mercury), 966 nucleotides long. RefSeq lists its product as uncharacterized. The record is from RefSeq and is a predicted model, not a curated record. The coding region runs from base 229 to 582 and encodes 117 amino acids. NCBI's taxonomy places the organism in Eukaryota, Viridiplantae, Streptophyta, Magnoliopsida, Malpighiales, Euphorbiaceae. The transcript is spliced from 2 exons.